AACGAUGGCGGUGGCGACGACGACGACGACGACGACGAUGAUGAUGAUGAUGAUGACGACGACGACGACGAUCAACACGUCGCUGGCCUGCUGCAAAUCGAUAUCGAUGAUGAGCCUGGGCGUGUCAACGACAACAGCAGAAGCCGUAUCGCCAGCGACAGCAGCAGCAGCGGCGACAGCGACAUCAUUUCCAUCGUAGACAUUGACGAUGAGGAGGACGAGGACGAGGAUCAGGAGGAGGAUGAUGUGAUGGAAUUGCAAGUGGAGCUCGAGCAGAGCAAGACCAGCAUAGCGGACUUAACGCUGCAUGAAGAGUAUGACUCACAGGAUGCCUUGGUCAAGGAUGUGGGCGUUGUGGGCGGCCUAUCGCCAACACCCUCACAAUCAGCGCCGUCGCCACCGCCAUCGUCGCAGCCGCCAGCGAAGCGCAUCAAGCGCCACAUUGCGGUGCUGCCGCCAGCAGCUGCCUCAGCCCUGCUGCUGCAAUUGGCACAGCAGCAGCAGCAGCAGCAACAGUUGCCGCCCGCGUGAGGCUGUCAAAGCAAUUAGCUAGUCCUAGAUACUUGUUGUUCUUAACACUUUUAGUUCAGGCCAUGUUUAUGAUCGUCGCCUUUUUUUUUUAUUACUUUCGAUUUGCCAUUUUUAUGUUAACCAAAUUACCAACUAAUAUACAAUUAGUUAUUAUUAUGAUUACCUAUCAUUAACGUAAUGCUACUAUUUAUUUAUGUCUAGUUUUGUGUGCCAAACAAAGAAGCCAACAUGCAAGUGACUGAAGUGCAUGUGCAUUCAUUUUAUUAUUAUUUUAUUUUUUUUUAUAAUAUUAGUUUUGCAAACCAAAUCUUAUUUGCCAUUUAACGAAAUGCUUGCCAAAAUUUAAUUUUAAGCAUUAACUUAUUGCUUAAAGCCAAGCCUACCCCCGCCUGCUAUUAUUUAUUAUUUAUGUGUUUUGUUAAACAUCCAUUUUUUUUUAGUUUAUACAAAAGCAAAAAUAUAAAUUUAUUGUUUAAGUUUUUUUUAGCUGCAAACCAAAAGAAAAUGCAACGAAAGGCCCAAAAAACUGUUCAUUUGUCACUGUAAAUUUUACCUUAAAUUACAUAACAUAAUUAGUUGUCAUGUAAAAAAAAACAUACAAACAAAUUACAAAAACUGUACAAAUGUGGUUCCUAAUCUAGUCCUUAAAACAAACAAACAAAAAAUCUAAGAAACUGUUUAAAAAAGAAAACAAAGAAAACAAUUUUAUUGUUAUGCAUAUAGCGCAACUUGUGUAUAUUUUUUUUUUUUUUCUAAAAAAUAUAUAUAUAUCUAAACGCAAAGCCCCCAGUCCCUAAACCAUCCAAAGAACUGUAGCUAAUUUUAAUGUACUUAAAAAAAAACUGAGGCACCCAAAUCCAGAUACAGAAAUAUAUGGUUUUGGAUAGCAAUUUGCUAGUCGCCGCUGCGUAACUGUAUUCUUUAGUCUAGCAUACACAAGAAAAGUUUAAAAUAAAUAAAAUUUUAAAUGCGA
Messenger RNA from Drosophila montana, 1504 nucleotides. RefSeq names its product trigger factor-like. The annotation marks the transcript as partial. Lineage: Eukaryota; Metazoa; Arthropoda; Insecta; Diptera; Drosophilidae. The transcript has a single exon. The record is from RefSeq and is a predicted model, not a curated record.